Molecule: messenger RNA, 2176 nt
Organism: Plodia interpunctella (Indianmeal moth)
Lineage: Eukaryota; Metazoa; Arthropoda; Insecta; Lepidoptera; Pyralidae
Exons: 2
Coding region: 9-1982 (657 amino acids)
Source: RefSeq, a predicted model, not a curated record
GUAUAAGAAUGAACGCCUAUUUUAAAUUACUUCUAAUAUUAAUAUUCAUUAUAAAAUGUUAUUGUAUAUCCGAAGAAUAUUUAGCUAUGGAAGAUAAAACUGCGGAAGAUAUGUUUAUUGACGAUGAGGAAGAUUCGCUAUCUAAUGAAGUCGACGCGAAUUUAACGAGUUUAAACUUCACAGAACGUCGAUCUCGUAAUCAUAAGAAAAAGCAAAAAUCAGUCAAAUCUGAUAAUAACGAAGAAUAUUAUCAAUAUGACGACGUUAAGUUCUAUGUGUUAUCUAAAAAGUUUGUUACGGAAUCAGAGCCAAUACCGCUCAUAGAAAGGACAUCUGUUGAAACUAAUAGUACUGAAUUGCCUGAAUCGACUACUAUGAACUAUACUACUAAGUCUACUCCAUCCACACCAUAUAAUAUUUUUCAAGAAUACGAAUAUGCGUACUUGGAAGAGGAGACACGAAUUCGGCAACAGGGUGGAAUGCAGAAGUGUGCAACCCAAAUACAGCCAGGUGUUACGAAAAAGUUAACUUUAACCGAAACCCCAAUGCAAUAUAUUGAUUUUUUUAACUUAAGUCCGGCUGUACAAGAAAUGUCACUCAGUAAUAUAACAAGCAGUAUUGAUCCAAAGAAAUUGACAAGUAACAUUUGGUAUGUCCCAGAAAAAUUUCCUUGUUGGGAUCUCCCAGUAUUGUACGGAGAAUUUUCUAGAGAAUCAGUUGAGGACGUUUUCACCCUUCACAGAACCUUACUUAAAAAUGUUAUUGACAUGGGAAGAGUACAAAAGCAACGCCUCAAAUCUUUGGAUGUCCCAGUAGAAAACUUCAACAAAUGGUGUUCUGUGUCACCCUGCUACGGUGACCACACUCUCUGUUUGUUUGAAGAUAAUACCUACGCCAAAAUAUGUGGAGAAUUUUAUAGUGUCCACACGCCAACUACAGCACAACAAGUGGCACUAGUCAAUACUGUGAACUCUAUGCGAAAUCGUAUUGCUAGUGGUGAAUCAGAAGAAUAUAAGGACCUUCCUCCUGCUGCUAAUAUGAAGCAAGUUAUUUACGACUUCGAUUUAGAAAAGAUGUCAAGUGUGUGGUUGUAUCAGUGUCUACCUGGGCCAGCUCCGUGCUCUGCCCUCGACGGUAGCUAUGUGUCGCCGUUAGAGUGCACGAAGUACGCUAUCCAUUGCUGCAAAGGUUCACAUGAAUAUUCAGAUUGUGUGCCGCGACAGGAAUGUUACCUACCGGCUAUCAUAGGAUGCAUUUAUACUUGGUUUUUGACUGCCUUGGACAAGAUAGACUCCACAGAUGUAACUUGUGGCCAUAUUCAGUCUACAACCUACCCGACAGUUCAGUUAUUAUGGGCCAAUACAUACAAAAUUGGCUGCGCUUAUGGUAACAAACUCAACGGUGAUAUUAGAGUAGUUUGCAACUUCGCACCAGGUGCGCCUUUUUCACUCGGAUGUCUAUUUUACUGUGGAUUGAUUUCUCAUCAAGAUGUUACGGACAAAAUGUCAUCUAAUAAGACUGCAGAUUUUACAAAUAAAGACUAUAUACUGCAGCUCGGUAUACGUAUCAGUACAUUUUUGUUUCGCAAUAGAAACAAAUAUCCGGAGCCUAAGAACAUAACAAAUAAAGUGAUCAGGCCACUGGAUGUUGAUAAAUUGGAAGCAAUAUAUAAGCAAAGUUAUAUUCGAGAGAAAUUAAAACCGAAGUCCAACCGAACUGAGGGGAUGCUCGCAAGGCUAGUAUCCAAGUAUAUAUUUAACGAAAAUGGUGCUGCGAAAUGUGAUAGUAAUGAGCCGAUGUAUAUAGCUGGAGAGCCGGGCUCUCUGUGCGUGGAGAAGGGAAGAAGAUUCGAUUCUUUGUGCUAUGACUUCAGAGAUCCAACGCCAGGGUAUAGAUUAGUCGCAGUUGUAGCGCCCAUGGCUUUGUUUUCUGUCAUUUUGUAUGAUUUGUUUAGUGGAGUGGUCAGACAAGCGGAAUAUUGAUAUUGGCCUGAUUUCAACUCUAAAUUACAAAUAUAUAUGCCAAUUCUCUUCUGUUUCUCACCAUUCCUUAGUCAAGCGAUGGCAGUGAAUUGGCAGAGGUUAUGAUCAAACGUCAAUUUUUAGCUUGCUCUGUACUGGAACAAGUUGUUAAAACUUAAUUGAACAAAUUUAACUUCGUCUUCACUUACCUGAAG